GCGCCCCCGGCCUCUCAAGGUCAGCCCCGCCCGCCGCCCUCGCCUCGCACCCGCGGAAGUAGCUCUAGCGGACGCCUUGCGUCCCCUCAUCUCUGCGUGGCGUGGGGUCGCUGGCGGUCAGGAGAGGGAGGGACUUCCUGUCCCGCGCGGGCAGGACUUCCGGCAGAGCCGGAAGACCUUUUCCCUCGCGGUUUGGAGAGGUCCGUUCUGCAGAACCUGCAGGCGAGGUGCAGGAGGCUCCCGGCGACUCCAGAGUGUCCGCCUCGCGACCUCUUCUUGGCGUUAUGGGUGUGAUAGGUAUACAGCUGGUUGUUACCAUGGUGAUGGCCAGUGUCAUGCAGAAGAUUAUACCUCACUAUUCUCUUGCUCGUUGGCUACUCUGUAAUGGCAGUUUGAGGUGGUAUCAGCAUCCUUCAGAAGAAGAAUUAAGAAUCCUUGCAGGGAAGCAGCAGAAAGGAAAGAACAAAAAGGACAGAAAAUACAAUGGUCACAUUGAAAAUAAACCACUAACCAUUCCAAAAGAUAUUGACCUUCAUCUAGAAACCAAGUCUGUUACAGAAGUGGAUACUCUAGCAUUGCAUUACUUUCCAGAGUACCAGUGGCUGGUCGAUUUCACAGUGGCUGCUACCGUUGUGUAUUUGGUAACUGAAGUCUAUUAUAGUUUCAUGAAGCCUACACAGGAAAUGAAUAUCAGCCUAGUCUGGUGCCUCCUGGUUUUAUCCUUUGCAAUCAAAGUUCUAUUUUCAUUAACUACACACUAUUUUAAAGUAGAAGACGGUGGUGAAAGGUCAGUUUGUGUCACCUUUGGAUUUUUUUUCUUCGUUAAAGCAAUGGCAGUUUUGAUUGUAACGGAGAAUUACCUGGAGUUUGGACUUGAAACAGGGUUUACAAAUUUUUCAGACAGUGCGAUGCAGUUUCUUGAAAAGCAGGGUUUAGAAUCUCAGGGUCCUGUUUCAAAACUUACUUUCAAAUUUUUCCUGGCUAUUUUCUGUUCACUCAUUGGGGCUUUUUUGACAUUUCCUGGAUUACGGCUGGCUCAAAUGCAUCUGGAUGCCCUGAAUUUGGCAACAGAAAAAAUUACACAAACAUUACUUCAUAUCAACUUCUUAGCACCUUUAUUUAUGGUUCUGCUCUGGGUAAAGCCAAUCACCAAAGACUACAUCAUGAACCCACCACUGGGGAAAGAAAGUGUCCCUUUAAUGACAGAAGCCACAUUCGAUACUCUGCGACUCUGGUUAAUAAUCCUGUUAUGUGCUUUGCGGUUGGCCAUGAUGCGAAGUCAUCUGCAAGCAUAUUUAAACUUGGCCCAGAAAUGUGUAGAUCAAAUGAAGAAAGAAGCAGGCCGAAUAAGUACAGUUGAGCUACAGAAAAUGGUGGCUCGAGUCUUUUAUUACCUUUGUGUCAUUGCCCUGCAGUAUGUGGCCCCUCUGGUAAUGCUGCUUCAUACAACUCUGCUUUUGAAAACACUAGGCAAUCAUUCCUGGGGGAUUUAUCCAGAAGCUGUCUCUCCCUUACCAGUGAAUAACCUCCCUUCCAACUCUGUCUCUGAACUACCGUCAGCUGAUGGGAAGAUGAAGGUGACUGUUACACAAAUCACCAUAGCACUGAGCAGCUUAAAAACCAUCUUCACCCCCCUCCUUUUUCGGGGACUUCUGUCAUUUUUGACAUGGUGGAUUGCAGCUUGCCUCUUUUCCACAAGCCUUUUUGGGCUUUUCUAUCAUCAGUAUCUGACAGUGGCAUGAAUUUCAGUCAAAAAUGGAUGUCCAAGUCACACUUCAAAUUCGAAUAGUUGUGCCCUUGAAGGGUUGACAAAAGAAGAAUGCAAAUACAAAGGAGAAAAAGAAUUAUUGGAGUGUCUUGUUUUCAAUGCUUCCUCUGCUCUCAGGGUGAAUCCAUGUUGUGAUAUUUAAAAAUCCCAGGAAAGGUUGUUACACUGUUACACUGUGGCAUUGGAAUUGUAACUCACUGUAUUAAGUAAUGGGAGAGGGCUAUCUGCAGGGGUAAUCCUUCUGAUUGCCUUGGUUUACAGUGCAAAUCUCCAACAGACUCCUAGGACUCCAGUUACUGGUUAUUCUUCAUGGUGUUGUGGUACUGUUAUUACUUAGUUGCUGCCUAUAGAACAAUCUUCAAAACUGAGCCAUGCUCUAGGGGAGGGAAAAGAACUAAACUCACUUCUGUUGGUAAUCUAUUCGUCUUCAAAUAAACAAAAUAAUCCAACAGAAAGGAAGAGAACGCUACUGUAUAUUACAGUAAGAAAAGCUGCAUAGUCAUUUUAAAUUGAAUGGAGAUAUAAAUGCCUAAUGUCUACAAGUACUGCUACUUGAGAGUAGCAAAUGUAUUGUUUAAAAUGUAUGCCACCAAGCUUGAAAGUUCUUUUCAAAUGAUUGGCUAUUUGAACAUUUGCAGUCUCACUGUUAGUUUUGGGUCUGCUGUAUUUUAUUUUUUUGAUUCUACAUAGUUAUGUUUAAUCUAAAAAUAUUUAUCAAUACUGAUCAAAUUUAAAAAUUACUUUGUAAUCCUGCUGACUACAUGUAUGUAUUGUGUUUAUAUUAUAUAUUAAAUAUAUAAUAUAUUGAGGUUAUAAAAGAUGAAAAUAUUGAAUCCUUAUAAUAUUUUAUGUUGCAGAAUGUUAAAAAGUGAUUUGAAUAAGAUGUAUUUGUAUCUAGAAAUUUUGUUUGGAAUGAGAUUAAAAUACAUUUUUUAAAGCUCAA
This is a messenger RNA of Phodopus roborovskii (desert hamster), 2711 nucleotides long. RefSeq names its product transmembrane protein 161B (gene Tmem161b). The transcript is spliced from 12 exons. NCBI's taxonomy places the organism in Eukaryota, Metazoa, Chordata, Mammalia, Rodentia, Cricetidae. The record is from RefSeq and is a predicted model, not a curated record. The coding region runs from base 285 to 1742 and encodes 485 amino acids.